UCACAAAAGGCGGAGAAGUUAAAAAGGUGGUCCUUAUUUGCAACCGUGGUGGAAAAAAAGAUAAGCGGUCAACCGGGGCACCCAAAGGGAGUACCAAAAUUGACUGUCCAUUCAAAUUGGUAGGCCGUCUGACAAAGGACCAUAGUUGGUGGGUUGAAGUUAUAGAUCACCGACAUAACCAUCCAUCAGCUCGUAAUUUGGAAGGUAUUGUGUACGCAAGACGACUAACCGAUGUUCAAAAAGAAUUUGUGGACGAAAAGGCGUUGCUAGGUUUUGGGCCAAAUAGCAUAAGGGACCAAUUGAAGGAUGCAUUUCCCGGCAUCUUGACCCGUUCACAAGACAUUUCUAACUACCUGCGGCAACACCGGCUAAAGCACGCCCAACAACGAGGGGAAACUCGAAUGCAGAUCGUGCUCCAAUUACUAUCUGACCAUCAGUACACGUAUCAGUACACGACGGAUAGCAAAACCGGAUGUUUGACCAAUCUUUUUUUCGUACAUCCUACAUCACUUGACAUAUGGCGUGCAUUUCCUUGGAUCAUUGAAAUAGACGCCACGUAUAAAACCAACGUUUACAACAUGCCGCUUGUUGAGAUUGUGGGUGUCACUCCAACUGGCAAGACAUUCAGCAUUGCGCACGCACUUAUUGAAAAUGAGCAACAUGCGGCAUACACAUGGGUGUUACAGUGCUUGAGGUCGACGCUCGAAGAAGGGUUCGUCGUGCGUGUGGCACUCACUGAUCGGGAUCUGGCCCUCAUGAAAGCGGUUAAGGAUGUGAUGCCGGAAACGAAGCUGAUACUGUGUAGAAUACACAUUUGGAGGAAUAUUGAGUUACAUGCCAACCCAUCGUUUGGGUCAAAAAAAGAUUAUGGUUCGUUUAGACACCGGUGGGAUAAACUCGUAAACUCAAUCACGGUUAAAGAAUACGCAGAGAAUGAGCAGCGGCUAAAAGUAUUAUUGGCAGAUAAACCAAAUCUUUAUAAGUAUCUACAAAUACAGUGGCUUGCCUCGUACAAGGAGUUAUUUGUGUCAUGUUGGGUCGACCAACACCGCAACUAUCGUAACUACACUACCAACAGGGUUGAGAGCGAGCAUUCUUUGCUGAAGUCAGUUAUGCAUCAAAAGCGGCUUACGUUCCACAGAAUCGUUGAAUGUGUUAACUCUGUUGUCAGCGGGCAAUACACCGAAAUAAAGGGGUCACUGGAACAUUGCAGGCAGUACAAUCAAAAUAAACACAACUAUCCCUGUUUAAAGGAUUUGCUCGGUAAAGCCUCCCAUGUAGCCUUGCAAAUUAUGGUUGACGAAAUUGAUCGAUUGAAAAAUACAGUAAAAGGGGACGUGUCAAAGUGCGGGUGUACGGAAGGCGUGUACAAGAAUAUGAGAUAG
Erigeron canadensis is the source of this 1385-nucleotide messenger RNA. RefSeq names its product protein FAR1-RELATED SEQUENCE 5-like. The record is from RefSeq and is a predicted model, not a curated record. The coding region runs from base 402 to 1385 and encodes 327 amino acids. NCBI's taxonomy places the organism in Eukaryota, Viridiplantae, Streptophyta, Magnoliopsida, Asterales, Asteraceae. The transcript has 4 exons.